This is a messenger RNA of Prunus mume (Japanese apricot), 1161 nucleotides long. The record is from RefSeq and is a predicted model, not a curated record. NCBI's taxonomy places the organism in Eukaryota, Viridiplantae, Streptophyta, Magnoliopsida, Rosales, Rosaceae.
AUGGCGUCAUGCCAUGACCCAAGAAUUGGCACCCUCGAAGCUAAUGACACAUGGACUCUUCAAUCUUUGCCCCCGGGCAAGAAACCCAUUGGUUGUAAGUGGGUUUACAAGGUCAAACUCCAUCCUGAUGGUUAUCUUGAUCGGUAUAAAGCACGUUUGGUGGCAAAAGGCUAUAGUCAGGUUGAGGGGAAUAGUUUACAAGACAUUGAAGCAACCAAGUCAUACUUGCUGCAACAAUUCAAAUUGAAAGACCUUGGUCAACUGAAAUAUUUUCUUGGCAUCGAGAUUGCUCAUUCUAGCAAAGGCAUAGCCCUUUCACAAGGCAAGUAUGCCCUUGAAAUACUAGAGGAUGCAGGACAGCUUGGUGCAAAACCAGCCGAUUCACCCAUGAAGCAUAACUUGUCCCUUAGCAAACAUGAUGGCGACUACAUUGAUGAUCCAUUUUCGUAUCGAAGGCUUGUGAGGAGGCUGAUCUAUUUGACAAUUACCCGGCUUGACUUGGUGUAUGCUGUUCACACUCUAAGCCAGUUCAUGGAUAAACCACGAACACCACACCUAGAGGCAGCUUAUCGGGUUUUGUGCUAUGUCAAACGUGCACCAGGGCAAGGUAUUUUUCUUUCUGCCAAUAGUCCAAUUCAAUUAAAUGCUUUUUGUGAUGCGGAUUGGGCUCGAUGUCGUGAUACUCGACGUUCUACUAUCGGGUAUUGUGUAUUUAUUGGCAAUUCUUUGGUUUCUUGGAAGACCAAGAAGCAAACCACAGUAUCCCGAUCUAGUGCGGAAGCUGAAUAUCGUUCCAUAGCUGCCACUUGUUGUGAAAUUGCUUGGUUACGAUAUAUUUUGCAAGAUUUAGGCAUUAAGCAUUCACAUGCAGUCAAGUUAUAUUGUGACAACCAAGUAGCGCUCCACAUUGCUUCGAAUCCAGUAUUUCAUGAACGGACUAAACAUAUUGAAAUUGAUUGCCAUCUGGUGAGAGAAAAGGUUCAAAGUGGAAUGAUCAAAACGGCUCAUAUUUCCACCUUACAACAACCAGCAGACAUAUUCACAAAGGCCGUGAGUCUUCCACAAUUUGCGAUUUUACUCAGCAAGUUAGGAAUCAUUAACAUACAUUCCAACUUGAAGGGUAGUGUUGAGGAGCGUAAAAUCCCAAUUAAAUCAACGUGA